Colletotrichum spaethianum is the source of this 1356-nucleotide messenger RNA. RefSeq lists its product as uncharacterized. The record is from RefSeq and is a predicted model, not a curated record. The coding region runs from base 1 to 1356 and encodes 451 amino acids. Lineage: Eukaryota; Fungi; Ascomycota; Sordariomycetes; Glomerellales; Glomerellaceae. The transcript has 2 exons.
AUGCUGGAAUACCUGGGCUACAAGAAGUUCAAGAAGUACAAGACUGAAAAGGAGGCAAAGGAGGUGGCGGAAGCAGAGCAGCGACCACAACAGCAACAUGGAUCGUCAUCAACGCACCUCAAGCCCGACUCGCGACCCUCGCCGUCGCGGCGCCAGACCAGCUCUCAAUCCGUCUCGACGACGGCGAGCGCAGCCACUGAAGGCGGCCCUGCACCACUGUUGGAUCGCAAGGACGAGGCCUUCUUCAGACGCAUCCUCUCCGACCCAGACGAGGUAGACUCGGAUGACGAGAGCGUCCGUCCAGCCUUGCCCCCGCGCAGCAAGACCCCCGAGUACACCUGGGACUCUGACGAGUCCCACCGCACCGCGCCGUCCCAGGACCAGAGGAUACCCCAAAAGGCAGCGGCGGUAGCCGUCGCAGAGAAGCCCGAGGCCUCGGGGCCCUCCAAGAUCCCCAGCAAGAUUGCGUUCCUCUUCAACAAGGCCAAGGGCGGCGACAAGGACAAGCAGCUCGCGCCCACCAAGCCCGUGAAGCCCGAGGAGGCGGCGCGCGAGCAGGACGAGCUGUCGCGCGUGCUCGACGACCUGAACCUCUCGGCGCGCAACAACAAGGCCAUCCCGCUGUCGGCCGAGUCGUCCGAGCUCGUCGGCAAGUUCACCCUCGUCCUCAAGGACCUCGUCAACGGCGUGCCCACGGCCGUCGACGACCUCCGCAACCUCGUCGAAGACCGCGACGGCACCCUCAAGAAGUCGUUCGACAAGCUCCCCAACAGCAUGAAGAAGCUCGUCACCAACCUCCCCGACAAGUUCACGGCCAGCUUGGGACCCGAAGUCCUCGCCGCCGCGGCCAAGAGCCAGGGUAUCAACGCCGCCGAGGUGUCGGCCGAGGAAGGCAUCAAGGGCGCCGCCAAGAAGAUGUUCACGCCCACCAGCUUCGCGGACCUGGUCUCCAAGCCGGGCGCCGUCGUGGGCAUGCUCAAGGCCAUUGUCAACGCGCUGAAGCUGCGGUGGCCGGCCUUCAUCGGCACCAACGUUAUCUGGAGCGUGGCUCUAUUCCUACUCUUGUUUGUGCUCUGGUACUGCCACAAGCGGGGCCGCGAGGAGCGCAUCAAGCGCGAGAACGCGCCCGAGAUCGUCGACGGCAGCGGCCGCAUCGAGGAGCUCCCUGACGACCCCGCCCUCCCGGCUCCCCUGCGCUCGCGCACCGAGCCGAUGCGCGCGGACCAGGACCGCCCACGGAGCCAGAGGAGCGAACGCAGCCGGCGCAGCGGCAGGCACAGCUCGGGAAGGGCGACGCCCCAACGGCGGGCCUCGCCGGCUCCCGACUCUCCUCGGAGAAGAUCGACGAGAAAGUAA